Toxotes jaculatrix (banded archerfish) is the source of this 2883-nucleotide messenger RNA. RefSeq names its product organic anion transporter X (gene oatx). Gene Ontology annotation, biological process: transmembrane transport. The record is from RefSeq and is a predicted model, not a curated record. The coding region runs from base 569 to 2332 and encodes 587 amino acids. Lineage: Eukaryota; Metazoa; Chordata; Actinopteri; Toxotidae. The transcript is spliced from 15 exons. Gene Ontology annotation, cellular component: membrane. Gene Ontology annotation, molecular function: transmembrane transporter activity.
GAGCUGCUCCUCACUUUUCUUUUUAAAGUCACUUAUUAAUGUUCAGUCAUCUGUUUUACGCUGCUUUCUGUCCGUCCACCUGUCCAUCCGUCCACUCGUCCGUCCGCCUGCAGACUGUAAGUACUUUUUCACUGAUCUACAAAGAAAAUCGGCUUUUCGUUCAGUCGCGGCUGUAAUCCUUUAAGAACUCUCACCAGACUCCAUGCAGAUAUUUCACCUUUUUAGAGUUCACUGUAAAACUGCAGCUGUAGACGUAUCACACAUCAGAGCGUGAAGUGAAAUGAGGUUUGGGAAAGUCUGGAGAAGGUUUGGAUAGUUUGGAAGAAAGUUUUGGAAAGUUUGAAAGAGGUUUGGAACAUUUUUAAAAGUGAGUCCAUGUUUUUACUUUCAUCCAAAUGUAAUGUUUGUUUACUUCUUUUGUUUUGUUCUCAGGUUCUUUUUGUUCUUCUUCUUAUUAAAUGAACGUCUGUUCCACUCGGAGGUAAAAACAUGAACAAACUGUUUUAGAAAAUAUUUGAUGAUUUAAAAAACAAAAAGAACUUUAAAGAAAUAAGAGAGAGAGAGAGAGAUGGGCUUCGCUGACCUGCUGGACGAGGUGGGCGGGUUUGGCAGGUACCAGUGGCUCCAUGUGACUCUGAUCAGUUUGCCUGGUUUGAUGAUGGCGAGUCAGAACCUGCUCAACAACUUUGUCUCGGGAGUCCCCGCCCACCACUGCAGCCUGCCAGCCAAUCACAGCCUCAGCCUCUACAACCAGUCGCACUACCAGGUGGAUGAGAAGCAGCUGUUGAAAGCUUUCAUCCCUCUGGACUCUUCAGGAAAUAGACUGGACCGCUGCAGGAGGUAUGUGACGCCUCAGUGGCAGCUUUUAGCUGCUAACAGCUCAGCGAACACGAGUCAUCUACAGACCGAAGAAUGUGUGGACGGAUGGACAUUUGACCGCUCUGAGUUCCUCGCUACCACCGUCUCCGAGUGGGUUCUGGUCUGUUCUCUGCGUCCUCUGAAACAGAUGAUUCAGACCAUCUAUAUGGGUGGCGUUUUAACAGGAGCCAUUAUCUAUGGUGGCCUGUCAGACAGGUUUGGAAGACGGUCUGUCCUCAUCUGGUCAUACUUGCAGCUGGGUGUACUUGGCUGUAGCUCCGCCCUCUCUCCUUCAUACUCCGCCUACUGCAUUUUUAGGUUUCUGAGUGGGAUGGCAGUGUCCGGAGUCAUCCUCAAUGGAGUCUCACUGAAGGUGGAGUGGAUCCCGACCAAAUCCAGAACAUUAGUGGGCACGCUCACCUCCUUCUUCUUCACUUUUGGUCAGAUGAUCCUGGCGGGGCUUGCCUAUUGGCUGAGAGACUGGAGGAAGCUGCAGGUGGUGGUCUGUGCUCCUCAGUUCCUGUUCUUCGCCUACAGCUGGUGGUACUCAGAGUCGGCCCGUUGGCUGGUUCUGAACCGUCGAUCUGAGGAGGCGUUAAAGAGUCUACACCGAGUCGCUCGAAUCAAUGGAAAACCAGAGAUGGUGCACAAGUUAACUCUGGAGGUGCUCCAUUCUCACAUGAAUAAGGAAAUUGAAUCAACUCGUUCGUCGUUCACAGCGUACGACCUGCUGAAGACCAGAGGAAUGAGACGCAUCUCAAUCUGUCUUAUCGCUGUUUGGUUCUCCACCAGUUUUGCGUACUACGGUUUGGCGAUGGACCUGCAGAAGUUUGGGGUGAGUAUCUACCUGAUGCAGAUCAUCUUUGGAGCUGUAGAUUUUCCCGCCAAAUUGAUGGCUCUGGGCAUGCUCAGUUACCUCGGGAGGCGGGUCUCUCAGGCCACCUGUCUCUUCGUGUCAGCCUUCAUCAUCUUUGCCAACAUCUUUGUCCCCACAGACAUGCAGACAGUCAGGACCACCUUGGCGUGUCUCGGUAAAGGUUUCACCUCGGCAUCCUUCACCACCGUCUACCUCUACACCGGAGAGCUGUACCCCACCGUCAUCAGGCAGACGGGAAUGGGCUUCGUCUCCACCAUGGCGAGAGUUGGCAGCAUGGCGGCCCCUGCUGUCCUCAUCCUGGACGAGGUACUCCCUGCUCUGCCCAGCAUGGUGUAUGGGGGGGCGGCAGUGUUGGCUGGAUGCUUUGCCUGCUUCCUGCCAGAGACGCUGAAUGUCCCGCUGCCUGACACCAUCGAGGACGUGGAGGAGAAAUGGUCCGGAAGAAGCCCCACCCCCCAACAAAAAGGGGAUGUGCCCUUGCAAGGGGGCGUGGCCUUCGACGACGAUGGUCUGUCUUGUGGGGACCUGGUCUCAAAGGAGAGUGUGGCUUUAAAAGAGCUGAAGGAAACAGGAGGGACUGGCCUUUAUUCCCUCUGACCAAUCAGAUGCUUCUGUGUGACGUGGUCGUCCUCAGUCUGCGUCUCAUGUCAACUCUUUCUGCGAAGGAUUUCCUGAGCGUUGCUCUGCUCUGAAACUCUCCUGGAUAAUGGAACAGUCAGGUUUAUGUUCAGACACAGAUUUUAAGUAUUUACUCUUUGUUUCUGACUAAUCAGCUUUUUCUGUAUCUAAAUGCUACUUUACCCAUAAGCCUCAGCUGCUGUGGCCACGGUGAAGAGGUUGGUCAGAGAUUCUGUUUUCAGAUAUUUAGCUUCCACCUGCCGUCCCGUCACAAGAGGAAACCUCUGGGACAGGCGUCCGUGGACUGUUUUGUUUUUGCAUGAAUUAAUCUUUAAAAAUGAUCGUGGGAAAUAAUGCAAACAUUGUCGAUACUGUGAUUUUAUUUGAACAGUGUUUUAGUAUUUCACAGAUAGACUGAAAUCUUUGUGUGAAGCUGCUGCAUCAUAAUCCUUCACAGUGACCAAUAAAACCACAGCACUUACACCAGGUGAUGUUUUUCAACAGAGAAUCACAUCUAGACAGCAUCAUGU